Molecule: messenger RNA, 819 nt
Organism: Echinostoma caproni
Lineage: Eukaryota; Metazoa; Platyhelminthes; Trematoda; Plagiorchiida; Echinostomatidae
Source: the annotation of a GenBank genome assembly
AUGAAAAUUGAUCGCAAGAAGAUUGUCAAUAGAUCCGGCUAUGACCAGAAUGAGUGUAUGCUACUUGCUAAGCGGUUGUCUGAAUGUCCGGACGAUACACUGAUAUCAGAGCUUAAGAAAAUCAAUGUAUGGAACUAUGGAAAAUGUGAAUUGGGCCUCUGGGCUGAUGUUCUUGAUCGCUUGGAUGCUAUCCUUGAGCGAGCAGUGACGAAAGUUGGGCGGUGGAUGCUACGGUUGGAUACCCCAGAAGAGGCAUCGUUAGUUGACGAUGUCGUAACAAUUUUAGAAUUUACUGGUCAUUUAAUUGAACACAGCAUCUAUCGUUAUCUCUAUGGGUCAUGGAACCAUAUACUUGCUUUAUUCGGAUCCGAGAACAUGGAUAUCCUGCUUGCUGUACUUGGACUGUCGUACAACUUUAGUCGUGGAAGGCCCUCCAGUUAUAUUCCUUGGCCUGCAAAUCACAAGAUCGUAUUACAUGCACUGCACAAGCGCAAACAGACUCCAUCCCAAAUAAUGGAAGAGCUUUUAGCUCAGCAUCCCGUUCCAUCAUCAAAACAAAUGGCCCUCUUUGCCCGUGUUCGACUCGCCACAUAUUUUGCGGAUCCAGAACAGCGUCAUAAAUGCAUUCGUGCCCGUCUACAAGCGCUCUCUAUUUUGUCGUAUACCUUCGAUGUGGACGAGCGUCAUCUUUAUCCCAAUCUCCUGGAUGAACUUGUCGAAGUCCUCGAACUACCUGAUGGCCAAUAUAUGGGGAUCAAGGCAUGCGCUCUACGAACGAUGACAGCCAUUGUUAACUCUCACCGUUUGGGUGUGGAGUAA